Messenger RNA from Linnemannia hyalina, 1665 nucleotides. The record is from the annotation of a GenBank genome assembly. NCBI's taxonomy places the organism in Eukaryota, Fungi, Mortierellomycota, Mortierellomycetes, Mortierellales, Mortierellaceae.
AUGGCGGACAGCAACACCAGGACAAGAACAACAGACACCAGUGACAUCCACUUCUGUCCAAUCUGUCACGACCCAUUCCAUGGCGACCACGCUGCAUUCGAAAGCCACGUCAACUCGCACUUUACAGAUGAGGGUCCUCCUCUGGACCAAACUCCCGUCUUGAUCAUACAUCCUCACCAGUUCCAAGAAGAGCCCGCACAACAUUGUCACAGUAAACUCUUUGAUGUGCCGAAUCAUGCAAGCACCGCCCCAUCAGCACAUGACACUGAGGAUGACUUCAAGAUCCCCUGCGAGGCACAGAAUUGCAACAUGAUGGUCCACAUCAGGUAUAUGGCGGAGCACAUGGACAUGCACUUUGCUGAACAAAUCCAGGGCGAUCACAACCCCAAGCGCGCUUACAAUUCAAAAGAUAUCCCCUCCAGCAAACGCGCCAAGGCCAACUCAACGGAUACCCCGACACCCAAUCCAGAACCAGCCAAGGAUGAGAGGAGAACAGGACAAACAACCAUGGAUGGAUUCCUGACGCAUUCCCCUCGCGAGCCGAGAACGCCAUCAAGUGGACCAUCAUCACCAACACAGAGCCGAUUGCCUUUUGUACAGAAACCUGCUUCUCCAUCUACUACGGGUAUUACAGGACUGAUCGACAAGGUUAGGAUUUUGCUGGAAACCUCACUCGCUCAGGGAGCCACAGAACAGGCCUAUCUGGCCGAUCCCUCUGUGAUGUUUUUCCAGAGCGACAAGUCGGACCGAGGAUGGGGAUGCGGCUACAGGAAUAUUCAGAUGUUGCUUUCGUAUGUUGUCGGUCAAACAUACGCCACAUCAACCACAAGCGCCACCUCUGCCGCCGCUACCACAUCUAAUAUCCCAACGAUCCUGGAAUUGCAGCGUCAAUUGGAGUACGCAUGGACUAAUGGAUUCGACGCGCAGGGAGCAGCACAGUUGAGCUACAAGGUCGAGGGUACCAAGAAAUGGAUCGGGACUACCGAGGCAUGGUCUGUGUUGUGCUCUCUUGGCGUCCGCUGCAGCAUCCUCGACUUUCAUAUGCCAAGUGGAGCCAAUGGAACACACCCAGCUAUGUUUGCGGCCGUCUACGAAUACUUUUGCUCGCCGAAUUGGUCACCCUUGUCUGGGCCAUUGUCUCGCCAGGUUGACAACUCGCGACAGAAUGGGAAAGAAGGUCAAGGACAAGGUCAGAUCAUCCAGACAGCCAAGCCACCACUCUACAUUCAGCACCAGGGUCACUCUCGCACGAUUGUUGGGAUUGAGAUCUUGAAGGAGAAUCAGGGAAUGAAUCUGCUGGUGUUUGAUCCUGGUCGUUGGCUCCACAGUGCUAUCCCCACUCUCAGACGAGAUGCCGUUUCACUUUCACAUUCGUCGGGAUCCAAGGCGGUUGUGGCAGGAGACAAGAAGCUGGAUGCGCAGUACUUGCUCAAGGCAUUUCGACAAGUGGGAUCGGGUAUUGCCAAGGCCCAGUACCAGCUGCUUGGUAUAUCUGGGCUCUACAAUGAAGACCGUCAUGGCGGUGGUAGUGCUGGUUGGCCCAGUCAUCGAUCGUUGCCAUCACCGUCGCUGCAGUUGCUUACGAGGUAUCCAUCGCUGUCUGUGGGAUGGACUGAGGAUGAGCACGAGAGCAGCAAGUCUGUCACCAGCACACGAGUCCCGUAA